CAAAAAUCUGUACAAGUUCGUUCGUCGAAUCGCAAUACCAAUAUGCAAACAGUAAUAGAUCUAGAUUGGUGGACUACUCGUUAUAAAAAAAUAUAACUUUUAAAUUUAUUUAUCUAAAUUCUAGAAAGCUUUCACUUAUUUUUCAGCGAAUUCAUAUAUUACGCGUGAUUGUACAAUCAGCUACUCGAUAGAAAAAUACAAAAUUUAUAAUUUCAAUUCUAUACUGUUAUUUACGAGAAGAGCCCUGAAAGGAAUGUGGGUCUCAUUGGUCAGCUUUCUUCUUUUCUCGUCUCAUUUUCGAUAUUAAUUUGCUAUUGAUCAAUAUGUUACACUUAACCGAUCAAAAUCAUAAACAAAAUCCCUAGCGAAAUACACGCGGAGUAUGCGCGUACAAAUUAUGUAUGUGUAUUUGAUGGAUCUGUGAGGUUAGGUAAAUUCAAGUUCUCGCGUGUUAAUUUUAAUGCUUUAAAGAUAAAUUUCAAAAUGAAAAGUAGAAAAAGAACAAAAACAAUCGAAAUGAAUGAAGAAAUGGAUAAUUUAGAGGAUAUAAACAUGAACGAAGUCACAGAUUCUGAAGAUGAAUAUUCAGAAAAUGAACGAAAAUUACUUCAGAAGGUUCGAAAUAAUCGCCCUUCUGAAGACUAUGAUAGUGAUUACGAAGUUUAUGGAUUGCAAAAUAAAAAUGAGAAAGAUCAAGAUGAUACGGAAGAUGAGGAAGAAGCAGAUUCAAUGGUAUCCGAUAUUGAAGGGUUACAAGAAGAUUUUGACUUACCAAAUGAAAAAGCUUGGGGUAAAAAAAAGAAAGCUUAUUACUCUACAGAUUAUGUAGAUCCUGAUUAUGCCACGACCAGUCAAAAAGAUUUAGCCGAUGCUGAAAUGGAAGAAGAAGAAGCUAAGAACAUUCAAAAAAGAUUGGCAGAACAGUUAGAUGAUGCUGAUUUUGGAUUAGAUUUUAUACAAACGACAAAGGCUAAAAACGAAGAAAUUCAAGAAAAUGCAGAGCAAUUUGUAAAGACUGAUCUUAGUAAACUUAGUAAAAGACAAAAACAAGCAAUAAUGGAAAAAGAAAGUCCUGAAUUUAUAGCACUUGUAAAUGACUAUAAAGAUCGCAUGACAGAGGUAAGAGAUGUAUUAGCACCAUUUCUGAAGUUAGCUAAAUCCAAUAUACUUAAUAAUUGUCCUGCAGUAUCCUUUGUAAAGACAAAAUAUGAUGUUUUAUUGAACUAUUGCAUUAAUAUAUCAUUUUAUUUGAUGUUAAAAGCAAAAAGACUACCUGUGACUUCUCAUCCUGUUAUAAAACGUUUAGCACAGUAUAGUCAAUUGCUGAAUCAGUUAGAGUCAGGACAAGAAAAUCUAAUUCAAGAAAUCAAAGAAAUACUCAAAGCUAAAGAACAAGGAAAACCAUUAUAUAAUGUGUCUGAUGGUUCGAAAAUAAGCAUAGAUAAAAAGAAAAUAUCUAAUCAUUUUAAAGAAAAAUUAGAUCAUUUAAAAAAACCGACGAAAGUAGAAGUUAGAAAUAAACGUUUGUUAGAAUCUGAAUAUGAAAUGGAAAGUAAAGAAUUUCUUGAUGAAGAAGAACAUUCGGACGAUAACGUGUCUAUAAAUAAAGUAGAAGAUACAGAAAAUAAUGCGUCUAUUGAGGACGAAAAAGAGAUAGAAGGUACUAACAUGGAUGGUUUAUUGAUGGAAAGUGAAGGAAAGAGGGGAAUUACGUAUCAAAUAGCAAAAAAUAAAGGUUUAACGCCACAUCGCAGGAAGGACCAACGCAAUCCUAGAGUAAAACAUAGGAAUAAGUAUCGUAAAGCCAAAAUUCGCAGGAAGGGAGCGGUGAGAGAAGUGAGAAAGGAAAUCACUCGUUACGCGGGAGAAAUAUCGGGUAUUAAAGCUAGUGUAAAGAAAAGUAUUAAAUUAAAAUAAAAAUCAUAAAAUAAUUAGAGUUUAUAUUGAAAAUUAUAAAACCAGUUUAUUUGCUACUAACAUACAAGUUUCUCUUACAUAUAAAACAUGAAUGUAAAUAUAGAUUAUUAUUCUUUGCUCUUACAACAUUAACAAGAUUUAUUCUGUACUUCCUUAAUGGUACAAAUUAUUAAGAUCAUGUGAAAAUUUAAUAAACCAAAAUAUACGAAAUGAUAAUUACAUAAACAUAAUGAAUAAAUUUAUAUUUUUAGAAUGUAUGACGUUAUGAUACUUAUAUUAACAUCAGACCUUUCAAAGAAUAUGUAAAUUUAUGGUGUAGUAAUGAACAGUGUACUACAUAUGAGAUUAACUAGUAUAUACGUAUAUAUGUAUGUUGCUGCUUUAUUACUCUUAAAUUUUCCAAAGCACAGUGUACAGUAUUUGAAAAAUUUUAACAUUACAACUAAUAAAAACUUAAACU
Messenger RNA from Nomia melanderi (Alkali bee), 2377 nucleotides. It is a transcript of the gene Sas10, whose product is annotated as UTP3 small subunit processome component Sas10. Gene Ontology annotation, biological process: maturation of SSU-rRNA from tricistronic rRNA transcript (SSU-rRNA, 5.8S rRNA, LSU-rRNA). Gene Ontology annotation, cellular component: small-subunit processome; nucleolus. The record is from RefSeq and is a predicted model, not a curated record. NCBI's taxonomy places the organism in Eukaryota, Metazoa, Arthropoda, Insecta, Hymenoptera, Halictidae.